CCCGCCUAUAGCGUGGGGAAUGUGGGCUUCCUUCGCCGCUCAGGUCCUCUGUUGCUCGUCCUCGGUUUCCGUCACUUGGAGCCGGGGUGUGAGAUUGGGGGUGACCAUGGCCAAGAGCAAGUUCGAGUACGUGCGGAGCUUCGAGGUCGAUGACUCCUGCCUGCCGCACUGCUGGGUGGUGGUGCGGCUGGACGGCCGCAAUUUCCACCGGUUUGCUGAGAAGCACCACUUUACAAAACCCAAUGACAAGCGAGCACUUCAUCUGAUGACCAAAUGUGCCCAGACAGUAAUGGAAGAGCUGGAGGACAUUGUGAUUGCAUAUGGACAGAGUGACGAGUACAGCUUUGUAUUCAGGCGGAAAAGCAACUGGUUUAAAAGAAGAGCCAGUAAGUUCAUGACUCUCGUGGCUUCCCAGUUCGCCUCCAGCUACGUGUUUUACUGGCGGGAUUACUUUGAGGACCAGCCCCUUCUGUAUCCUCCAGGCUUUGACGGAAGAGUUGUGGUAUACCCUAGCAACCAGACCUUAAAGGACUAUCUCAGCUGGCGUCAGGCAGACUGUCACAUCAAUAAUCUUUAUAACACCGUUUUCUGGGCACUUGUCCAACAAUCUGGACUAACACCAGCACAGGCUCAGGAGAGAUUAAAGGGAACACUUGCAGCAGACAAGAAUGAGAUUUUGUUUACUGAAUUCCACAUCAACUACAAUAAUGAACCACAGAUGUACAAAAAAGGAACGGUGUUGAUAUGGCAAAAGGUGGAUGAAGUCGUGAUAAAAGAAAUGAAGCUGCCAACAGAAGAGGAAGCACAAGAGACAACUGUGACUCGGACCAGGAAUAGGCCCAUGCCCUUGUACUGUGACAUCAUGGGAGAUGCUUUCUGGAAAGAACACCCAGAGAUCCUAGAGGAAGAGAGCUGACUACGCUCUGCAAUUCUGGAGUGCCAACUCAUGCAGGGCUCCCCAGUCUCCUUGCCUUAGGUGGCCCAAGCAGUCCUGGCCCACAACACUGCACAAGGAGGGGCAUGACUGGAUUUGGAUGGAGAGAAGGAAGGGCUGGAUGGGGGCGGUGAAUCUUGUUCUGUUUAAGCAGAAUACCUUUCUUUCUUUCUUUUUUUUUUUUUACAGUGUUAGAAUAUGACUUCUUUGGUUCUUUUCAAAAUCGUGAUUCUAUUUUUAUAAAGAACUAUUCAUGUCUUCUAGGAUGAGUCAUUUUUAGAUUAUAGCAUAAAUCUUCUGAAACAUGUCUUCUCUUUUUACCUGUGACAGAGAGGAGCCCAGACUUUACUCCCCACCUACCUGUUCUUGACUAGAUGGAAAACUCACUUCUGACGCCCAUGUGCUUGCAUCCAUUUUUGGCAUUCUUGAAGGCAAAUAUGGUUUCAUGCCUGCACGAUGCCUGCAGACGGAGGAAUCCUAGGGAAAAUUCAAGGCUUUAUGCCAGUCUCCAGGGUGGCAUCUUUGAACAAAUGAGUAGUGGUUGGAUAUCCCUCCAUACCAUUGCAGGGAUUGAUUUUUGUGGAGUCGUCAGCAUGAUGAUCAUCAUCUUUUGCCAGGGACAUAGGUUCCAAAGUCACCUUUUUGGAAGAAGUGUAUUUGGGAGAUAAAUGUGUGUAUUUGUGAGAGAGAAAUGUGUAAACAUGAACAAGGGUGGAGAAAUAUGUACUCCAUGUACUUUGUAAGUACUUGAGUUGUAAAGGUUGACUUCCUGUUGGACUUCUGAACCAUGCUUCCCAAGUAGCCUCUAUGAUGUCAGCAGUGACCCUUGAAUUUGAGAGCACCAGGCCUGGUAUGAUGGUAGACCUUAAUCCUAGCACCCCAAGAGGGAGGUUGAGGCAGGAAGAUCGACCUGGACAACAUAUAUAGCAAGAUUCAAAACAUAUGGGGCGGUGGGCUAGAGAGAUGGCUUGGUGGUUAAGGGCACUGGCUGUUCUUGCAGAAUACCUGGGUUUGAAUUCUAGCACCCCACAGGCAUUGCACGACACUGGCGCUCUUGCAUACAUGCAGGCAAUACACUCAUAUGCAUAAAAUAAUUUUAAAAAAUGGGUGGGGAGUGGUAGUAAACAUUCGCCUUGGGGUCUCAGGUGGCUCUGGAGGAUGCUUGUGAGUCCUGAAUAACCUCACCUCUCAUGUCCCUAUGGAGAUGGGAAGGGGAUGAAAAUGACAGUGGAAAUCUUGUUGCCAGUGGGCAGGUCACGGGGAUAAGUGAUGAGUUCACGUUUCCUCUUGUUCUUGUUUUAUGUUUUAGAGGAAAAAAGCUAUUUGGCUCCAUUAAGAAUUAAGAGACAGCCCAUGCCCCAGUGUCUGGGCUUGCAUUGCAGAAUUACAGCCAAGAAGAAAAUGUAUUUUUGAAAGAGCAAUGCGUGGCUUCAUCCUUCAGUAAUUGACACCCCAUCUGUCGAUGCUGGUUUUUUCCUUCCUAUUCUCAUUCCACAGGAAGAAGCAAUAGAGCUCAUGUGUGUUAAUUGCUAAAAUCUCUGAGAAAAAAUAAAAAUUUCAACUCCC
This is a messenger RNA of Nannospalax galili (Upper Galilee mountains blind mole rat), 2500 nucleotides long. RefSeq names its product tRNA-histidine guanylyltransferase 1 like (gene Thg1l). Bases 20 to 916 code for a protein of 298 amino acids. Gene Ontology annotation, biological process: tRNA modification. Lineage: Eukaryota; Metazoa; Chordata; Mammalia; Rodentia; Spalacidae. Gene Ontology annotation, molecular function: magnesium ion binding; tRNA guanylyltransferase activity. The record is from RefSeq and is a predicted model, not a curated record. The transcript is spliced from 6 exons.